Molecule: messenger RNA, 7208 nt
Organism: Motacilla alba alba
Lineage: Eukaryota; Metazoa; Chordata; Aves; Passeriformes; Motacillidae
Gene: SYNJ1
Product: synaptojanin 1
Exons: 32
Coding region: 1243-5958 (1571 amino acids)
Biological process (GO): phosphatidylinositol dephosphorylation; brain development; synaptic vesicle endocytosis
Cellular component (GO): perinuclear region of cytoplasm; presynapse
Molecular function (GO): phosphatidylinositol-4,5-bisphosphate 5-phosphatase activity; RNA binding
Source: RefSeq, a predicted model, not a curated record
AAGUGAGGCGCCCGCGGGGCCUUCGGAUACGUGAAUGGGUGGUGCUUUGCUGGGGGAGGCAGCGACGGGAGCAGAGUUCUCAGGAGCCUCGAAACAAAUCCUCCUGCCUGACGAAACCCCGGCCCCAGCACGGUCUGCACCCAAAGCCUGGUGACGAACACUGCCUUGGCGACCGGAUGGGACCACGGCAAAAGAGCUACACAGCUGUGGGGGGAAACAAAUAAAACCCCAUCAGGGCCGGGGAGCGCGGGGGCUGCAGGGACGAUGGAGCGGGAGCUGCGGGCGGUAUCCGCAGGGCUGCGGUUCCGCCCCUGCCCACCGCCGUGUCCGCCCUGCAGCGCUGAACGCGGGGGUCGCUCUCUUCGGCCGCCCUGUUCCUGCCGUGCCAGCGGCGGCUGUGCCAGGAACGGGGAAAAUCCCCUUGCCUCGGUCAGCUGUGGAGUCUGCCUCCGAAACUCCGCGCUCUUCGCUAAGGCCCUGCUGAGCCACACGAGCGGCCGGGGGUAGUGGGCUUGUCCCGCUAGAGAAGAGAUUGAGCUGAGAACUCUUUAGGGGUCUUUAUCUUCCUCCCCAGGGCUUGCUCUGAUCUCUGUGAGCAGUGAUGGGACCCAGGGAACGGCUGGAGCUCUGCCAAGGGAGGGUUAGGCUGCCUAUCGGAGAAAGUUCUUCCCCCAGAGGGUACUGGGCACUGCCCAGGCUCCUCAGGGCAUCGGCAUGGCUCCGAGGGUGCCAGAGUUCCAGGAGCGUUCGGACAGCGCUCCAGGGAUGCACGGGGUGGGAUUGUUGGCGUGUCUGUGCAGGGACAGGGGUUGGAUGCGAUGAUCUUUGCGGGUCCCUUCCAACUCGGGCUAUUACACGGCUCCAUUCCAUGACUGCAGUUAGCAAGACGCCGGCUUCAGACGGCUCCCACCGGAGCCGAGGCGCUGUGAGUAUCGCAGCCUUUGCCCAGCGCGGUGACUCGGUGGCGGCUCCGUCAGCACGGCUGUUCCUGAGCCUGUCCCUUGGCUUCUGCUCCUCUCAAUAAUCCCGCAGCGGAGCUCGGGCCUGCCUACGCUCAACACGCGGCUCGGUUUGUUUAAGCCACAGCUCCGUCCCACCUCGGCCCAGCGCCCGCCCCCCGGCACCUCCCCUCCGGGGCGGGCGGCGCAGUGCGGAAGGACGCGGGGCCGGGAGGAAGCGGAUCCCGCCGGCUCCGCGGCACCGGGCGGGGCGGCCGGACGGGCUGCCUGUGUUUGAGGCAAAAUGGCUUUCAGCAAAGGAUACCGAGUCUAUCACAAGUUGGAUCCACUUCCCUUCAGUGUGAUCGUGGAAACCAGGAACAGAGAAGAAUGUCUCAUGUUUGAGUCCGGAGCUGUGGCUGUCCUCUCCUCUGCAGAAAAAGACACAAUCAAGAAUACGUACUCCAAAGUCAUGGAUGCAUAUGGGCUCUUGGGUGUGUUAAGAUUAAACCUCGGAGACACACUGUUACAUUAUCUGGUUCUAGUAACGGGAUGCAUGUCUGUGGGGAAGAUCCAGGACUCUGAAGUUUUCCGGGUUACUUCCACCGAGUUUGUGUCACUGCGACUUGACCCCACGGACGAGGAUCGCAUUUCGGAAGUGCGCAAAGUGUUGAACUCUGGGAACUUUUAUUUCGCCUGGUCUGCGACUGGUGUCAGCUUAGACCUGAGUCUCAGUGCUCACCGCAGCAUGCAGGAGCACACCACUGACAAUAGGUUCUUCUGGAACCAGUCACUGCAUUUACAUCUGAAGCACUAUGGGGUGAACUGUGAUGACUGGUUGUUACGACUCAUGUGUGGAGGAGUGGAGAUCAGGACAAUUUAUGCAGCUCACAAGCAGGCGAAGGCUUGUCUCAUUUCACGACUAAGCUGCGAACGGGCUGGCACCCGAUUUAACGUCCGGGGAACAAAUGAUGAUGGUCACGUUGCCAAUUUUGUUGAAACAGAGCAGGUGAUAUAUUUGGAUGACUCUGUGUCAUCUUUCAUACAGAUUCGAGGAUCUGUUCCAUUAUUUUGGGAACAGCCAGGACUGCAGGUGGGAUCCCAUCGUGUCAGGAUGUCAAGGGGUUUUGAGGCGAAUGCACCAGCUUUUGACAGGCAUUUCCAAACUCUUAAAAAUUUAUAUGGCAAGCAAAUUAUUGUAAAUUUACUUGGGGCAAAAGAAGGGGAGCACAUGCUCAGCAAAGCCUUCCAGAGCCAUUUGAAAGCAUCCGAACAUUCAGCUGAUAUCAAAAUGGUGAACUUCGACUAUCAUCAGAUGGUUAAAGGUGGAAAGGCAGAAAAACUACACAGUGUGCUUAAACCUCAAGUCCAGAAAUUCUUAGAGUGUGGAUUUUUUUAUUUUGAUGGAAAGGAAGUGAAAAGAUCCCAGAGCGGCACUGUCAGGACCAACUGCCUGGACUGUCUGGAUAGAACAAACAGUGUGCAGGCCUUCUUUGGCUUGGAGAUGCUAACAAAACAGCUGGAGGUAUUAGGAUUAGCUGAGAAGCCUCAGUUAGUUACUCGCUUUCAAGAAGUUUUCCGAUCCAUGUGGUCAGUGAAUGGUGAUUCUGUCAGUAAAAUUUAUGCUGGAACUGGAGCCCUUGAAGGAAAAGCAAAGGCUGGAAAGCUGAAGGAUGGUGCUCGUUCUGUGACCAGAACGAUCCAAAAUAACUUUUUUGAUAGCUCCAAGCAGGAGGCCAUUGAUGUUUUGUUAUUGGGAAAUACCCUAAAUAGUGAUUUAGCAGAUAAAGCACGGGCUCUCUUAACCACCAGCAGUUUACGCGUUUCAGAGCAAUCAUUACAAUCAGCAUCUGUAAAAGUGCUGAAGAGCAUGUGUGAGAACUUCUAUAAGUAUGCAAAACCGAAAAAGAUCCGAGUCUGCGUUGGGACGUGGAACGUCAAUGGGGGGAAGCAGUUUCGAAGUAUUGCCUUCAGAAAUCAAACCCUCACUGACUGGCUUCUGGAUGCACCCAAGUUAGCUGGAAUCCAUGAAUUCCAAGAUCGCAAAAACAAACCUGUGGACAUAUUUGCCAUUGGAUUUGAAGAAAUGGUGGAGUUAAAUGCAGGAAACAUUGUGAAUGCCAGCACCACAAAUCAGAAGCUCUGGGCUGCUGAGCUGCAGAAGACCAUCUCCAGAGAUUACAAGUACGUGCUGCUGGCUUCAGAGCAGCUGGUGGGCGUCUGCCUCUUCGUGUUCAUCAGGCCUCAGCACGCUCCCUUUAUCAGGGAUGUUGCUGUGGAUACUGUCAAGACUGGCAUGGGAGGAGCCACUGGGAACAAAGGUGCAGUGGCCAUUCGGAUGCUGUUCCAUACCUCCAGCCUUUGCUUUGUGUGCAGUCAUUUUGCUGCAGGGCAAUCCCAAGUCAAGGAGAGAAAUGAAGACUUUGUAGAAAUUUCUCGCAAGCUUGGCUUUCCAAUGGGAAGGAUGCUCUUUUCCCAUGACUAUAUUUUUUGGUGUGGGGACUUCAAUUAUCGAAUAGAUUUGCCCAAUGAGGAGGUGAAGGACCUGAUACGACAACAGAACUGGGAUCCCCUCAUAGCAGGAGACCAGCUUAUCAACCAAAAAAACUCUGGACAGAUUUUUAGGGGAUUUCUGGAAGGGAAAAUCAAUUUUGCCCCUACAUACAAAUAUGAUCUGUUCUCUGAUGACUAUGACACCAGUGAAAAGUGCCGCACGCCGGCGUGGACAGAUCGGAUCCUUUGGAGGAGAAGGAAAUGGCCGUUUGACCGCUCAGCUGAAGACCUGGAUCUCCUGAAUGCAAGCUUUCACAGUGACAGUAAUGUCCCUUACACAUGGAAUCCUGGCACUUUGCUGCACUACGGAAGAGCAGAGCUGAAAACAUCUGAUCAUAGGCCUGUGGUUGCACUGAUUGACAUUGACAUAUUUGAAAUUGAAGCAGAAGAGAGACAAAAAGUGUAUAAGGAGGUGAUUGCAAUGCAAGGUCCCCCUGAUGGUACUGUGAUGGUCUCCAUCAGAAGUUCUUCAGCUGAAGAAAACUAUUUUGAUGAUAACUUGAUUGAUGAUCUUCUUCAAAAAUUUGCAAGCUAUGGCGAAGUUAUACUUAUAAGGUUUGUGGAAGACAAGAUGUGGGUAACAUUUUUGGAAGGAAGCUCUGCUCUGAAUGUUAUGAAUUUGAAUGGUAUUGAGCUACAAGGAAGGAUUAUAGAUAUCAACUUGAAAAAUCCAGAUUGGAUCAGAAGUUUGGAAGAUGAAAUGAAUCUAGAGAAGAUUAAUAUUGGGCUGCCUUCGUCAACAAGCUCCACUUUGCUUUGUGAAGAUGCUGAGGUUACUGCAGACUAUGAUAUGGAAGGAGACAUCGAUGACUACAGCGCUGAAGUAGAAGAAAUCCUUCCUCAGCACCUACAGCCAACAUCGAGUUCAGGGCUCGGCACCUCCCCGAGCUCUUCCCCGCGUUCCAGCCCCUGCCAGUCCCCGACGCUGUCGGAGGGACCCGCGCUCCCGGCGAGACCCAGCCGAGCCCCAGGAAAAACUCCUGGACCUCCUGCUUCCACACAUGCUGAACUGCAGACUGGUGCCCAGCAGAAGGAGCCUGCCCAGAGCCUGGAGCCAAAGCGUCCCCCACCCCCUCGGCCCGUGGCUCCUCCUGCGCGUCCUGCUCCUCCGCAGCGCCCGCCUCCGCCCUCAGGCGGUAGGAGUCCUGCACCUGCUAGAAAAGAAUUUGGAGGUCUUGGAGCUCCUCCCAGUCCUGGGGUAGCUAGGAGAGAAGUAGAAGCACAAAAAAGCCCUGGAACACAAAGAAAAGAUAACUUAGUUCGUAAUCAGCCUCCACAUUCAGCGGGCACAACCAGACCGACUAUUCCUCCUCGAGCUGGAGUUAUCAGUGCCCCACAAAGCCAUGUCCGUCCCUCGGGGGCAAGACCAGCGUCUGAGACUCAGACCAAACCAGCUGAACCACCAAGGGGCUCGCCAUUGCUUCCUGAACCACUAAAGCCUCAGGCUGCUGGACCUGCUCAGCCCAGCACUCCUGUGCUAAGGAUGCAGGAGCCCCUGAUCCCUGUGGCAUCGCAUCCGUCUCAGGCAAGUGCCCCGCAAAGUCUGGAGCCCCCCCAGCCGCCACCUCGUAGCCGCUCAUCUCACAGUUUGCCUUCUGAACCUGCUCCCUCCCAGCAGCAACUGAAUCCCAACGGGACAUACGGCACUAACCCUGAACCCCAGCUCAGCAGUGACCCUUUUGAAGACCUGUCAUUUCAGCUGCUCGUGUCCAAGAUGCAGACAUCUGUCCGAACAUCACCUGCUCCAACCUUAAACCAGAAGGAGUUGAUACAGUUGCCUUCAGCAAGGCAAAGAAAUGCGGAUAAUUCGAAUACUGUAAAUUGCAUGUCAGCAACGCCUCCUAUUCCAACCUUGCACUCAUCCCAGGAACAUCAGCGCAGCUCUCCAAAUCCAUUUAUUACUGGGCUGAACUGCUCAAAUCCAUUCACGGAAAGAACUCCUAAUGCUGGGAACCCAUUUAGGACGGAAACACGGGAGUCCAGGAUAACCUCACAAGUACUGGUAGGACCUGCUGCUUCCCACCCAUUCCCUCUUCUGCCCCCUCCCAGCUGUAACACAAGCAAGCCUCUAUUUCCUGUGGAUGCAGCUGAAAAUGCGUUUUGCCUGCGAAGUAAAUCUCUCAAGGUAGAAAGCGUACAGCCCAAAGGGUGGGUGACGUUUGACGAGGACGAGAACUUUAGCACGAAGCUAAAGCCAUCUGCGAGUGUUCCGGAUUUUAAGCGGCUCGGCUCCGGGAAACCAGCUGGAUGCCCAGGUUUGCUGGGAGCUGAACACAAGACUUUCCUUGGUUCAGACUUCAACUUCGAUGGUGACUGGAGUAAAAGUGCUACUGAUUGCUUCUGUACAAUGCCAGCAAGAAAGCCACCUGCACCCCCUGUGCCAUCCAGAGCAACCAGCAACAGGUCCCCUGCAGAUCCCUCCCCGGCACCCAAGGUGUCACCGACUCAUGGUUUUACAGAAAGAUAGAUGGUCAGAGAUGCAGAAGGUUAUAUCUGUUCCUACCUUUUAUCCAGUAGAAUAAUUGGGCAUUUGAGAUUAUUCUGUGUGCAAUAAUUAAUUGUUAAAUGCACUGAAACUUAACUCUGCUCAUAAACAGCCACUUCAGCUUGUGUAUAAAUUUUGAAUGUGUAUAUAUGGUAGAGCACAAAAAAAUGGUCUGAAGUUUAAUAAAAUCUCGGUGUGAUAGUAUUUGAAUAGACAAAAAGAGAAGGGUGAGCUACUGUCUCACUAAAACCUGUCAAUCCUGGACACAGAUUUUGCUUAGGGAGCUCUUUCAUUUCUGUUCUCCUUUGUGGAAUUCCACAAGAAGAGGCUCCCUGCUGGUAGCCUCCCCCCUCCCUUUUGACUGUUUUGUUAGCUGAUAUUUAUAAGUAUUUACCAAAGAGCUGCCAAAGUUUAUGGAGAUUUGAAUGUUGACAAGUAUUGUUUAGAAGCUGUUUAAUUUAUAACAGAGGCUAAUGGGUAUUUGUAAGGCUUAUAUUUGAAUUUGAGGCACUACAAAAAUAGUUUACUUUCAAAAUAGAAACAAAACUUUGCAUAUUAAUAUAUUCAAUUAAUCUCCUGUGUCAGUACAUUUCAGUUGUUAAAUCCUAUUGUGACAUACACUCACUAGCACUAAUUCAGAAUAAUUGUUCCAUAUCAUCCAUUUAUUCAUUACUAUUUUAACUAUGCUUCUUUUCUUUUCCACAAACUGGAAACAGCUGAUACAGCAAGCUGGAAAAAAGCCCCCCCUUGGCUUUUGAGAUACAAAGCAGUAUUUGCCAGUUGCAGACCAUGUAGUCUGCCAGCCAGGGGGUGACACAAAACGCUUAGAUUGUAUUUAGAGUAGUGAAAUAUCCCAGGGCAGCACGCUUUCGAAAUCCUCAGACGCUCUCACAACAUGAUCCAUGAAAUAAUCCACUAUUCCUUCGGACAGCCCCUGGUUAGCCACGAGCUGCAGCCGCCUAGAGGAGUGAUAGUGAGUUUUCUAUUGCGCUUUUUUCUGUUCAGGUCAUUCCAGUUGUACAUUUGGAACAGCAGUGGUACUACUUGUGCUUCGGUGUGUGAGUUACCUUGUUUCACGCUGUUGCUGCAAACAUCCGUGUGGUUGAUGUUUUGGUAUAUCCUGACAUUAGCAAACCAAAUUCAGGGGGGAACUUUUGCUAGUGGGAGUCACGUGAUAAAUAUGUUGUCAAAUAUUUAAUUGCAGUGAUUAAAAACUAUCUGUCUGAACUGUA